This is a messenger RNA of Cucumis melo (muskmelon), 1301 nucleotides long. Its product is annotated as transcription factor bHLH162-like. Bases 393 to 1160 code for a protein of 255 amino acids. Lineage: Eukaryota; Viridiplantae; Streptophyta; Magnoliopsida; Cucurbitales; Cucurbitaceae. The transcript is spliced from 3 exons. Gene Ontology annotation, cellular component: RNA polymerase II transcription regulator complex. Gene Ontology annotation, molecular function: RNA polymerase II transcription regulatory region sequence-specific DNA binding; protein dimerization activity; DNA-binding transcription factor activity, RNA polymerase II-specific. The record is from RefSeq and is a predicted model, not a curated record. Gene Ontology annotation, biological process: regulation of transcription by RNA polymerase II.
GAAGAAUCUGGUCUCUUGUUCAUUAGUUACUUUAAACGACUAGUUACUAGACACUAAUGUAAGAAUUUCCAAGAUUUUAAGUGAGAACUAUCUGAUUUUAUUAGAAAAUUUGAGAAUGAAGAUAAUAGAGAGAGAUGGGAGUGACAAGUUGUCAAAAGGUUUGUGAUGGAGGAGGGGUGACUGUCACAUCAAAUCAACUUGGCUAAAAAAUUCUUAUUUGUUUAGUUAUUAUUUUUGUGACUUGCAUUAUAUUUCCAAUUAACCUCUUAUAUGGCUGACUACUCAAAAUUUAUCCAUGGUUCAAUUUUAAAAUUAAACGUAACGUGUUAUUAGAGUCAGAUAAAUUUCAAAUCGAAAAUCAAUCCAUAAUAAAAUUGAAAUUCAUCCCGAAAAUGAUAAUAAUAAAUUGGCAUAUGACAUCAUCACCGGCGGCUCUAAUUUUAACUUUACCCUUAAUAAUAAAUAUAAAAGAAGAAGAAGCAAAUCUUUGUGAAGGGUUUUGUGAAAAGCUCUCAAUAAUGUCGAACCCUAUCCGUUGUCAGCCAACUCCACAAAGCGAUCGAAAAUUCGUAGAAAGGAAUCGAAGGAAAGAAAUGAAAUCCCUUUUCUCGACACUAAAUUCUCUUCUUCCAAAUCAUACCUCAAGGGAAGCUCCAAGAACAGUGCCGGAUCAACUUGAAGAUGCCACGAAUUACAUAAAAGAAUUACAAAAGAACAUACAGAAAUUGAAAGAGAAGAAAGAGGAGCUAAUGGGAAAAAAUAAAAUGGAAGAAGAUGAAGAAGCAGAAGGAAGAAGAAGAAGAAGAUUUGAACAUGAAACAAAACCUAAAUUAUUGCUACAAGUUAAAGCUCAUCAAAUUGGUUCUUCAGUGGAAGUGUUUUUGACCACUGGAUCAGACUAUCACUUUAUUCUUCAACAAGUCCUUCGACUUCUUCAAGAUAAUGGAGCCGAGAUCCUCAAUGUCAACCAGUCCAUGUUCACAGAUCGGGUUUUCCAUAAGAUAACGGCUCAGGUGGAUGGAGAAGGAAUAGGGCCAGGAGAUGGUGAAAGGAUUUGUAAGACAGUGAAGAAAUUUGUUUCACAGUACAAAGAUGAGCAAUGCAGUGUUGAUUACAAUGGCAAUGGCAAUGGCAAUGGCAAUGGUGGGGAAGAUUUAUGAAGCCAUUUAUUAUUGUACUGUCUUUUAUGGAUAAUUAAUGCUUGAAAUCAAACCAUCCCAUUAUUAUUAUAUCAUAAUGUUCCUUUGCAUUAUUAUUGGUGAAUUAUAUCCAUAUAAUCCCAAAUUGUUUGUUUUUCUUUA